Molecule: messenger RNA, 1294 nt
Organism: Nerophis lumbriciformis (worm pipefish)
Lineage: Eukaryota; Metazoa; Chordata; Actinopteri; Syngnathiformes; Syngnathidae
Gene: rdm1
Product: RAD52 motif containing 1
Cellular component (GO): nucleolus
Molecular function (GO): RNA binding
Source: RefSeq, a predicted model, not a curated record
CUUACAGGUUCCAGAGCGGUGUGUUCAUUGGUUAUCACUUUAGGCCCCGCCUACUUGCGGAAGCGCGCCAUGUUUGUUUUUCUGUACCUACAUGACGGCGAAUAAAAUGAAGACUUUCGUUCGCGUACAUGGUUUAAACCUUUAGUGAGGCUUAACGUUUGUGAAUUGACCUCUGAAGAUGGAGUUUUAUAUCACCUAAUGCGUUUUAAUCGACCCUGAGACUUUUUCGUUUGGAGUUGUACUACGAAGAGGCGAAUUAUUGUCUAUGUAACUAAAAAAGGUAUGCGUUAUUGGUGGUGACGUCAUAAGGUAUGCAGGUGUGAUGGAGGUGGACAUCUUGGAGUUUGUGGUGCCGGUGGAAAACAACAAAUGUGUCUUUGUAUGGGACAUCGAGGCAAACUUCACGGAGGCUCACAUCUAUGAGGGCUUGUAUGCCAUCUUCUCCUCCUUCGGACCCCUCUACCUGCUCAAGGUGUGCCCUAACGCCCCCAUGAGCGCGCCGGGCUUCUACGCCCUCAUCAAGUUCUACUCUGCUCUUCAUGCCCAAAAAUCCCAGCAGCACACAGAUGGACGCUCACUCUUCCAGAACUCUCCUCUCAAGGUGAGGCUCAGCUCCAAGCGGGGACCUCACUUCCUGUCCCGCUGCAGACCUCUGAGCCACGCCCACUGUGUGGAGUUGGCCAAUCAUUGCCUGGGAUUCAACGGCUGGACCUCUGACAUCAUCACACUGAAGGAGCUUCCUGCUGAUGAAGAGGAGGAAGAGGAAGCUGAGGGCGGGGCCAAGCGUCAACAGCUGAGGUUGGGCUGCCUGCUGCAGCUGUCUUUCCCCCGUCAUGGCGUGACAACCCGGGGAGUGGCGCUGGUGGAGGACAGCGUCACCUGCGCAGGUCCUGAUGCUGUGUUGCAGACGCGCCGUAAGCUACACAGGAUGGCGAGAGACAAAGCGCUGAGUCAAGCCUUCUCUGCAGUUCUGCUGGUGCUGCUAGGUGACGGCAAGGUGAUGGUGGAGCUGCGACAAACGUCAGAGCAUCUCUUCUCUGAGGACACUGUGGGAUUGGUCCAGGUCAGAGACUGGGACCAGGCGACGCUGUUUCCUGCUGAAGAAGACGAGUGUGGUGAUGAAGACUUGGACCUGACUGUGUGGUAGACACCUGGAUGUCAGGUUCAUGCUUGCUCUCCAUUCUUCUCACUUUCACACUUUUGUCCUGUUCGCUUCAAUGUGAUAUGAAACUUUUAACGCUGACCAUUUCAAAUAAAACUCUUUCAUAUUGCUGUCUACUACCGACAAUUCAAA